This is a messenger RNA of Magallana angulata, 1161 nucleotides long. Its product is annotated as OTU domain-containing protein 3-like. The transcript is spliced from 3 exons. The record is from RefSeq and is a predicted model, not a curated record. Bases 1 to 1161 code for a protein of 386 amino acids. Lineage: Eukaryota; Metazoa; Mollusca; Bivalvia; Ostreida; Ostreidae.
AUGUCGGGAGAGGGAUUUAAUUUCAUGGAGGUGAUAAGAAACUACCAGCAAAUGGACUCGGAAGUAGAGCGUCAAGACAGGUAUUUAAGAACAUUCGGUCUCCAGCGCGUUUCCAUCAUGGGCGAUGGAAAUUGUUUGUUUCGUGCUGUAAGUUUCUCACUUUACGGUCACCAGAAUAAUCAUGCAUACUUAAGAAAUUUAGCAGUAGAUACUUUAAGGGCUAAUAUUGCAGAAUUUUCAGAUUACUUUUUAUCAGAUAGAGGAACUGCAUUGGAACAAAUUAACAGAUUGGGUCAACCAAAUACUUAUGCAGGACAGGAAUGUAUAUAUGCACUGGCAAAGGCUCUCAACAUUAAUAUUUUGGUUACAUUUGGUGGAGAUGAUUCCUCAUCUGAAGUUAUUACAAUGGAAAACUCUUUCACAAGUACUGCAAACCAGAACCACAUACAUAUCAUUUGGAGGCGUUUUGGUGGAGGUCAUUAUGAGGCAGUGUCAGAUGUAGGAAGAGACCAGGUUUCUGAUCCACCAGUGUAUCCUUUUGUUAGCAGUCAGGAUAAUCUCCACACAAAGCCAUGGAAUACAAGUACACCAUUUUUAAAGAAAGUUGAAAUCCCAAGCAACAGCCACAAAAGUUAUGACACUAGCUCCAAUAGCAUCAGAGAUUUAGAAGAUUUGCAAAGUCAUUUGUCAGAGCUGCAUAGUUACUCUAUUAAGGCAGAGUGCAGUGGGCCAAGUUCCCCUAAGCAGAAACACACAUGCUCUCAAUGCAAACUUACAUUUUCUUCCUUCAUUACUCUAAAAAAGCACCAGGCUAACAACCACAACAAAAAGCAGAAUAAAGGAAAGUCAUACCAGUGCAUGGCAUCAUCAUGUCCCCUAUAUUUUAGAACAUUGGAGCAGCUUGUUGAACAUGAAAUUGUAGCACAUGGGGCAAAUAUUGAGAUAGAAGAGCUCUCUUUUCAAAAUAAGGAUGACUUCUGCAAGUUUAAAGAACAGGAAGAAAUGAAUACAAACACAAGGUUUGUCAUGAGGAAUAAGGUUCAAGAGAAUAAAAAGAAAGAGAAGGUUUACUCCUUGGAAUGCCAUAGGAAUGGUUGCAUAAGAUCGCAUAAAAACAGGGGAUAUCAAAUGAAGUUUUCACGAAAAAACAUUAAGGGUUGA